This is a messenger RNA of Mycotypha africana, 1614 nucleotides long. RefSeq lists its product as uncharacterized. The record is from RefSeq and is a predicted model, not a curated record. Lineage: Eukaryota; Fungi; Mucoromycota; Mucoromycetes; Mucorales; Mycotyphaceae. Gene Ontology annotation, biological process: lipid metabolic process. The transcript has a single exon. Bases 201 to 1544 code for a protein of 447 amino acids.
CCCAUCUCAACCUAUUAGCAAAAGGCAUUAGAGGGUAAUUUUUGUCUAACUCGUAACAUCUGCUUCCUUUUCCUUCACAUUUACACUUCCUACAGCAGGAUCUGUCUAAGUGAUUAUUCACUGUAAUUAAUUAUAACCUUUCUUGUGUUUGUGUUACAAAUACAACUUACAUUUUCAAGGCACAUAUAUUACGCAAUAAUAUGGUCUACCACCAUUCAGCACUGGGUCUGCUGCAAUAUGUGAUGACAGUUCUGGCGCCGAGUAUUCUGUUUACGGUUGUAUCCCUACCUGUUCAGAAAAGAAAUCUUAUACAAGAUGGUAUACUUGCUCUAUUAUGGUUUGCCGGACUAUUUUUUCCGAUCUAUUACGCUGGACAAUACUCUUACGUUUGCUCUAUCAGUGUGUCUGUUUGGGCUUGGGCAACGGCGAUGAAGAUGGGUGUAUGGGUUUUUUGUAUGACAAUGGAAGAGCGACAGAAGCGGCCCUUUAUAUACACUCUAUCAGAAUGGAGGCAACGUUUACCAGAAGAUUCCAGUAAAGACCAACAAAAAGCUUUCAAGUCGAGCUUCGAUUAUAGGGAGAUUCACUUUGCACGUCACCUUUGGAUCUUCAUUAAGCAUCAAGUUAUUUUCGAUCUAAUUGAUUUCAUCUAUAAUUACGAUGAUGCUCAACGACCUAUUCGUGUGUUUUCGGCAUUCAUGUCAAAAAUUUACGAAUAUGCAGGACAGAUGGACAAAGCGGCGUCACUGGCUUCUUCACAAGCUAUCACCUAUACAGAGAUUCUGAUCAGUACCUGCCAAUCCUUGUUGUUCUGUGUCUAUAUCCAAAUCCAACUGCAAGUGACGUAUGACGCUUUGAUGUUAAUGUACGCUACAAUCUACAAGUGUUUGCCAUAUUUGGAAAGAUGGCAAUUAGGAGCUACAGAUUUAAGAGAUCUGAAUAGCAGCAGCAGAAAUGUUCUCGAAACAAAAGCAAUUUUAAGACGAGUUAAAAGAAUUCGAGCAGUUAAAGAUUGGAUUGAGGAUACAUUGACAAUGCAGCCUUUAUUCAAUUCCCCUUGGACUGCACAUUCUCUACGUGAUUUUUGGGGCAGACGUUGGCAUACGUUUUACAACGAAUCAUUUUAUAGGCUUGGGUAUAGACCAAUCCGCUGGACGAUGUUAACUUUAUUUAAGUGUAAACCCCCUCGAUGGUUACCAGCUUUGUCAGUCUUCGUUAUGUCAGGCCUCAUGCAUGAGUUCUUUUUGUUCUCUGCAUCGGGGCCACGACUCUACACGGGUUCUUCUUCUGCAACAUUACCGGCAGGCGGUCUUCAGUUUUUAUUCUUUAUCGUUCAAGUCUUUGGUAUCAGUAUUGGAGACAGGUUCUUUAGAGGUGGACCCUUGGGCCGUGCUUUUACUUUAUUUUUCGCGGCUUUAACAUGCCACUUAUUUGUUGUGCCUUAUCUUUUGACAGGCUAUCUUUAUAUGGAACGCUUCUCCUUUCUUCGAAUCGUUAUGAAUUUAUGCAGAGGAAAUCGAAAUAUUCUCGCUAGCACUUUUUGAAGCGCAUCUUCUCUUGUACAUAAAUAAACAUAUUUCCUUGUCAUUCAAGCAGCAUUUGAACAAUCCCCAC